Sciurus carolinensis (gray squirrel) is the source of this 3942-nucleotide messenger RNA. It is a transcript of the gene Tstd2, whose product is annotated as thiosulfate sulfurtransferase like domain containing 2. The transcript has 10 exons. The record is from RefSeq and is a predicted model, not a curated record. NCBI's taxonomy places the organism in Eukaryota, Metazoa, Chordata, Mammalia, Rodentia, Sciuridae. The coding region runs from base 308 to 1855 and encodes 515 amino acids.
CGAGCCAGGCCUGGAGACGAGUGGUGCACGGGCCGCUGAGUCCCCGCCCGGGCUUCGGGCACGCCCACGGGCUCCGGUGCCCCGCCCCCAGCGUGUUCCCGGCGGCCCUUGCGCCGGCAGCCGCGAAGACUUCCGGAGCGAGGUGACGUCGCGAGCCUGGCGGACGCGCGGCUGUGGGCUCGAGGGCGGGGAAAGGCAACCACUGCCAGGCAGAGGCAGGCCCUCGGAGAGAAACCUAGGAAGACUCUGGACUGGCUGGAAGUACUAAAUUGAAAGGAAUUUCUGCCCACUGCUUCAAUCAAUCCAGAUGCCUUCUUCAACUUCAUCAGACCAAGGAGAUGACCUGGAGGCCUGCAUUUUAAGAUUUUCUGACCUGGAUUUAAAAGAUAGAAGUCUUAUUAAUUCCAGCAGUAGUCUCAAAGCAGAGUUAGAUAGCAGUACAAAGAAGAAAUACUCAUUUGCAAAGAAAAAGGCCUUUGCCCUUUUUGUCAAAACCAAACAAGUUCCUGCACCUCCAUAUGAAUGUAAAGAAAAAUGGUGGAAAUGCUGUCAGCAGCUAUUCAUGAACCAGACCAGCAUCCAUAGACAUGUGGCAACACAACAUGCUGAUGAAAUUUAUCACCAGACUGCUUUUAUUUUAAAGCAACUGGCUGCAACAUUGAGUACGUCAAAGAGUAUCACAUCUGUGGACAAAAAGAACCCUCUAAAAGAGUACCUUACUCAUAGCCACAAGGUGUCUGCUUGCCUCCCUGAUACAAGCUGCUUUAGCCCUGAUGAGCUGAAAAGUGACCUGGGCAGUGAAGAAGGGGAGGUGCUACUUUAUUACUGCUACUGUGACCUAGAGGAUCCCCAGUGGAUCUGUGCCUGGCAGACAGCUCUGUGUCAGCACUUGCACCUCACAGGCAAGAUUCGAAUUGCUACUGAAGGAAUCAAUGGGACAGUUGGUGGAAGCAAAUUGGCCACCAGACUCUAUGUAGAAGCCAUGCUUUCUUGUCCGUUAUUUAAGGAUUAUCUUUGUAAGGAAGAUUUUAAGACCAGCAGAGGAGGAGCUCACUGUUUUCCAGAAUUGCGUGUUGGUGUAUUUGAAGAAAUCGUGCCCAUGGGGAUCAGCCCCAAUAAGAUCUCCUACAAGAAGUCUGGAAUCCAUUUAUCCCCAGGUGAAUUUCAUAAAGAAGUAGAAAAGUUUUUAUCUCAGGCAGAUCAAAAACAAAGUGAUACUAUUCUACUGGACUGCAGAAACUUCUAUGAAAGCAAAAUAGGUCGAUUCCAGGGCUGCUUAGCCCCAGACAUCAGGAAAUUCAGUUAUUUUCCCAGCUAUGUUGACAAAAAUCUAGAACUCUUCAGAGAGAAGAGGGUGCUGAUGUACUGCACUGGGGGCAUCCGUUGUGAGCGUGGCUCCGCCUACCUGAAGGCCAAGGGAGUGUGUAAGGAAGUGUUCCAGCUCAAGGGUGGUAUCCACAAGUACCUGGAAGAGUUUCCCAAUGGUUUUUAUAAGGGGAAGUUGUUUGUUUUUGACGAGCGUUAUGCCCUGUGCUACAACAGUGACGUGUUAUCAGAAUGUUCAUACUGUGGAGCCCAGUGGGACCAGUAUAAACUCUGCUCCACUCCCCAGUGCCGCCAGCUUGUUUUGACCUGUCCUACGUGUCAAGGACAAGGAUUCACAGCCUGUUGUGUCACAUGUCAAGACAAAGGGGACAGACAGGCUUCAGGCCCUACACAGGACAGUUUUAAAGAGGAAUGUGAGUGCACAGCCCGACGGCCACGCAUCCCGAGGGAACCUUCACAGCAUGCGCAGCUCUCUGUGAACCCUGCACCAAAGCCCAGUGUUGGACAGGAUGGGCCUUUGCUUGUGUAAGUGGCGCCUUUAGCAUUCCCCAAGCCUUCUCAGAGUCAGUGGGCGCCAUGUAUAAGAGAACGUGAAGACUGCAGAAAAGGAAAUCAGGAACUUCAUUGUUGGUCAUUGCCAUCAUGGCAAACUGGUCACCAUGUUGACCACCUACACUUCACAGGGGGAGGGGAGAGAGAGUCAAGUUUUGAUCAAUUUCUGAAGCAUUCUAAUUCAGAAGAUGAUAGAGCAUGGUAAACUCUAUGGGAUCCCAAAGCUUUUGAGGGAUAGAGUCUUGAGCCUGGUGAUUGUGUCACUCAUGCCUUCUCUCUGCCGUGCCACAGGCUAUUAGUAGUCAUUGCCCUUGUCAGCAAACCUGUCCAUCCUGGUGCAAAUCUGUGAAUUGUGGCCCUCAAUAUGGAUUCCUAAACCAGGCCACUUAGGUCAUCUGCCACUUUCUCCUUCCCCUGCCUCUGUCUCUUCUCUGACUGCCUGAGAAGCUCUGUAUACUGGGAUUUGGCCCACCUCCUGCUUUUGUAAAAUUUAGUGGAAAGACCUACCCAUUUCUUCCCAUAGGAUGUAUGGCACAAUUGAGUAGUUUCAGCAGAGACCAUGUGGCCCACACAGUCUAAAAUACUUAUUGCCUGACCCUUUACAGGAAAGUUUACCAUCCCCUGGUCUAGAGCAGCUCGUCUGAUAGAGAUGCCCUUAAAGAUGUGGCCCACCUUCAUAUUUUACUGCUUUGGUUUCUGUAAGAGAUUUCUCCCUCACAGGCCUGUUCCCUUCAACACUUACUCUUCUAGCUUUUAGGCAUUCUCUGAGAGAUCCAAAGAAGCUCAGCAGCACUGUACUUUCUUAACAAGAUCAUUUGGCAAUACCACUGUGACUGUCCAGCUUUCUGGUCAGCAUGCCAGGCACUUGUCCCUGUCACAUUUGUCCCAAGAAACACAGAGCCACACAUUGACCAACAGAUUUAAUAUUACAUUGCAGUUUCCAGUGAUGCAGAAUGCAGCUGCAGUUGUGUUUCAAGGAGAAGCCGAGUGGGGAUGGCCAUCCCUGCAGCAUGGUGCCGCUCCUGGGCCCAUUCACAGCCCCAGUAGACACUCUUCAUAGUGGUGAGGCCUAGGCUCCACCGCUAGUUACCCUGUACUGUCCACAUCAUUACAGUUUAGUGCACAGAUUUUUCCUUCUUCAUCAGAAGCCUCCUAGUCUGUGUUCAUUAGCUUGUCCUUUAUCACAAGAUUUGCUGAAUCCCUAAUGAAAAUAACUCCCCAAAGCAACAAACAAAAAUACAAGUUUAACUGGCACUGUGGUAUGUUAAAAGGCACAAGGGCACUGUGGCUUAACUUUUUUGCCAACUCCCAAAGAUGCCAUGUUGUUAAAAAAGAGGGGCGGGGUCCAGUAGAAAUACCAAGAUUAUGUUUUAAGAAUAAUCAUCUUUGCAUAGCUUGGCCAGGAUUUCCCAGUUCUUUAAUAUCUAGGUUUUCUGCACUGUUGUCCUUCAGAGGCUUCAUUUCCAUGCAUGAGAGCAGCAGUGAUUUGUCUAAUAAGUGAUGAGACAGGUAGUUUAAGUCUGUAAGCUUGACCAUGAUAAACGUCAUAUCCACAGUAGACUGGAAAGUCACCCCUGUAGCAUUUGGCCUCACAUGAGCCAUUUGCCCACUAUUCUGUAUAGAAAGGUGUUUUCAAGUAUUUAGCCAUAAGUUUUCACAUCUGUCAUAAGGUUGGCCUUCGAUGAGGAAAAACUUAUUUCUGCUCCAGUGUUCAAUUGUACAUACAUCUCAAAUAUUCAUAAGUAACUCAGGAAUAUGUUUGUUGCCCAGGAGGGUUUUUGAAGCUUGAAAUUUCACCAUUGCCUGCCGCCCCGCCCCCCCCCCCCCCCGCCCCCCCCCAUAUCCAGCAAAAGGAAUUCAGUGUUCUUUGAUUCCUGGCAGAGCUCUGUGGCUUCAGUCUGUUUCUUAAGGGGAAUAUUGUGGCUCUGAUCCAGUAAUCAAUUGGGCAACUUUAAUCUUGAGGUUUUUAAAUUUUAAAGGAGAGUUAAUGGUGUUUAUCUGUUCUUUUUGCUAAAUAGCUAAGUUGAAAUUUGUAAUAAAGUAUUUUCUAAUACUUGCAAACCA